CAGUUGCGUCGAGUCUAUGCGCCGGAAACGAUAGUACCGGCCCCGGGUGCGCGGGGACAACGCCCGGCUGGGGCCCGCAUCCGCGAAGUUAGACCGAUCCGGGUCCGUGUGGGACGGCGGGGGCGACAAGCCCUCUGCUGGCCCCAGUGACAAUGGCGGUGUUUCACGACGAGGUGGAAAUCGAAGACUUCCAAUAUGACGAGGACCUAGAGACGUAUUUCUACCCCUGCCCAUGUGGGGAUAACUUCUGCAUCACCAAGGAAGAUUUGGAGAAUGGGGAAGACGUGGCAACGUGUCCUAGCUGCUCUCUCGUUAUAAAAGUGAUUUAUGACAAAGAGCAGUUUAUAUGUGGAGAAACAGUCCCAGCCCCUUCCACUAACAAAGAAUUAGUUAAAUGCUGAAAAAAGACUAGGACUCCAAAUCUUGAACAUUUUGGAAUGAGCCAAGCUGGACAAAUCAAAUGCAGAAUUACUGGCUUCUUCAUGAGGACAACCAUUUUGUAGUUUGCUGUUCCGUUAGAGUGUGGAUUCUUUCCAUUGGUUGCUGAGUUCAUCUCCAAUUAAAGAAGCAGGUCCAUAAUGUGACAUACCUGGAUUUUGUGCUUAGAACUUUGGAUUGGAAAAAGUAUUCUUAAUUUUCCAUCUGAAUUUAAAGGAAGAUAAUUUCAAAUCAGUGCUUUCUUUCCCUCAGUUUUGUUAUUUUUCUAUCUUAUAACUAAUUAUUAUCUAUUAACAGUAUCAUCUACCUCAGAGUCAUUAGGAUUCCAUAAUUAAAAAGGGAUUUUAUUUUUGAAUUGCUGUUCUAAACUUAAGAAAGUCAGUUUCCACUCCAACCCAGUCUUCUCAGUCCUGCCACUGUUAGAAUGUUCCUGUUCUAUUAAGCAUGCCUUUCCCAUUGUACUUCAUGCUGUUUCCUUACUGAUAUUCUGCACAUUCCUUGAAAAUCGGGACAAGAUAAAAAGAAAAACAGCCAAAGGAAGUGAAAUUGCUAACAGAAUGACAGGCGAAAAAUAUGCCAACUUAGUAAAUUAAAUGUUUGAAUGUUGUUACCAGAUCAGAGCAAAUAGUAUUUCUGUAUCUGAAUUCUUGUUAGUUACUUUGUAGAUACAGCUAAUGAAAUUGCAUUGUAGAUGGGGGCUGAUGUCAAGUCUUCAUGGCUGGAGGCAGGGAUUUUAGCGUUACUGCAAAAUCACGUCACUACUAAAAGGUAAAUGUUUUACAACUCUUGUAUUUGCUGAGGAUGAACUUGAAAGUGAGAUGUGUAUUCUAAAUAAUACGCCCCUGAGAGCACAUCUAAUAAGCUUCUACAAGUUGCAACCAAACCAAACAUUUGCUCUUACAGAGAAAUGCUGCCCUGGGGAAAAGGAACUAUGUAAAGAUAGGCUAUCAGACUUCCUUUGCCGCAGUGCUGAGAGUAGCAAGAAAUUAGAAUCACUUACAUGGAAAUUCAGAAAUUCCCUUUAUAAUACACAGUUUUGCUGUGUGUAUAUAAUAAAGUUUAAAAAAAAAAAACAACUGAAAUCUGGUAGGUCGUUUUGGGAAUGUCUCUUGCAAUUAGAAAGAAAAAUAGCUUGCCAGAAUGUGAACAUUCUAUUACUGAUUGAUAAACAUGCUGCACGCAUUCAUCAGGGUAUAAAUUAUAGCAGAUGAGUGGCCUUUUUUUACCUGCCAGCAGCGUGGCUAUGUCCCGCCAUUAGGCUGAGACAAAUCAUCAAAAAAUGUGUGCCAGAAGUGCUUGGUACAUUACAUGAAGCAUAUGACAUAUUCUUGAUGUGAUGAGAAAUCUCCUUGCUGUUGGGGACACUGACAUCCCAGAAGUAAUCCACAGUUGCUAUGGAACCAGUGAUGGCUCAUGAACAGAGCAGGUGCUGACUGGUGGGAAUAAGCUUCAGAGAGAAAUGAACUGUCCCAUACACAAAUGUUGACGGUUUUGUAGGUAGCAAUGAAUUUCAAACAAGAACAGACACUUGAUAUUGGUCUGAGCACAGAAGAGCAGGAAGGAAAGUUGCCCCGAGUCCAAACAUCCAGCAGAGAAGCAGCAUAGACAGCCACCAGUGAUCAGUGAUAAGCUGCAAUCAUGGGAACAAUUUUGUUUCCAAAGCAAGUGAGUCACUAAAUGUAUUAACUACAAAAGAGCGCAUCAGGAUUUAAUUUAAAUUUCUGUUAAGCAGAAGGUAAAACCAGGGUCUUUCAGACAUGACUAGAGUCGUGUGUGAUACAUGUGCCUUAUUUAGCUCAACAGAUAUUUCUGGAGCACCUCUGAGAACUGAUUUGUAAUCCAGCCUGUCUCUUACUAGCUUUCUAAUCUUGGGUAAGGCCAGUGGAUUCUUCAUCUGUACACUUACGAGACUGGAUCAGAUUUCUAAACCGUCAGUUCUGUAAUUUUAGGGUUCAUAGCUUAUAGGAGCUGAAGUGAUCAUUGAAACCUUUUAAACUGAGAACUGUCUAAAAGCAUGAGUUACAGAGAAAGAGAUUCCAUUCUUCAGUAACUUGAUGUUACCACACUUCUGAGUUUGAAAAUUACAGUUACCUAUUUAAAGAAUUCUGCAUAUCCUUCUGUACAUAUUCAGAAGCAUUUUCUUAGAAAGCACUUGAUGUUUUGUAACUGUACAUAUUAAUUUAUUACCAGAAUAAUUGUAUUGGCAUGCUCAAUAAAGUCAUAAUUUAAAUCCA
Molecule: messenger RNA, 2672 nt
Organism: Hipposideros armiger (great roundleaf bat)
Lineage: Eukaryota; Metazoa; Chordata; Mammalia; Chiroptera; Hipposideridae
Gene: DPH3
Product: diphthamide biosynthesis 3
Exons: 3
Coding region: 153-401 (82 amino acids)
Biological process (GO): protein histidyl modification to diphthamide
Molecular function (GO): metal ion binding
Source: RefSeq, a predicted model, not a curated record